This is a messenger RNA of Aspergillus candidus, 966 nucleotides long. RefSeq names its product DUF3632 domain-containing protein. The record is from RefSeq and is a predicted model, not a curated record. Lineage: Eukaryota; Fungi; Ascomycota; Eurotiomycetes; Eurotiales; Aspergillaceae. The transcript is spliced from 2 exons. The coding region runs from base 1 to 966 and encodes 321 amino acids.
AUGUCAGACUUGCUAGCAGACUCAACAUACUCUCCACCCCGAGGAGAGCCCGAUCCUUACCUGGUGAGCUCCUCGCCAGGGGACCGCGAAGGACUGCACGACGCAGCCGUCAAAGGGCAAUUCGAAGAGUUCCGACCCGCCGCAAAUAACAAGACAUGGAUCAUCAGCGAGAGGUACUGCCGCAUCGGGGACUCGGUCGAUUCCUUCGAGCCCAUCCUGCACAACCUCUGGUAUCUCUACUACCAAGGGGGCCGGUACAUGUCCCAUGAAAGCACGGAACAUGACCGACUGGUGCUGGACGUGGUACGCACGCGUGGACUCGGCCCCCUGACCAGGCCUGCGCCCAGCGGCUGUGGCAUUGACAUCGCCCGGACCCCCGCAGGGGCGUUGUGGAAUGAUCUACCCUAUUUGUUGGCGUCGACGCGAGUGGACGGGGAUCGCCUGUGCCAGAUCGCUCUAGUGCUCUUCCGCGAUGCUCUGGAGACGGAGCGCGAGUUCGGUACUGCUAAAGCGCUUGCAGACGCCGACCCGCGGCGCACGAUGCUUGAUCUUUCGAUCGCGGCCUUGCUCCCUGCCGUCUGUACGUGGCUCAAUGAAGCGGGACGCAAUCUGCUUCUGCUCUCGGACGCGUCCUGGAAUAGUUGCCCUGCAACCAUUGCCCAAUGCGGCGAGACGUUCAUCGAGUCCGAGCUCGGUCGACGAGCACCGGCGGGGUUCAGUCCGUGGAGAUGGAUGUACUGGCUGAAGCGACUGCACGAAAUCGGUCGUCUCGCUGAUGAGGCGUCCGAGAGCGGUCUAAAAGAGUGCGCGCAAGACGCGAUCGAGACCAUGUUGGGGCACGUGGAGGAGAGGAACUCGAAGAUUCUGCGAGUAUUCGAGGGAGUGGGCGAUAAGUCGAAGCAGGAUCCUGACCUGGUGGGUUUGAAGAACUUGAUGAAGGAGGAUGAGGGUGAUGCUUCUGAGUGA